AUGUAUUCCUGCAGAGGUUCAGUGUGUCUACUGGUCUUGCUGGGAGCGGUAUUGGCAUCUGGGGGCCCUAUUCAAUACAUCUCAGAGAACAUCAAACAUGCCCAGGAAUCCAUCGCAGACGAGCUGGGGCUGAAGAUGCCUGAGAUCGCCAGUGAACCUGUCUUCACUUUCAUCAUCAAGAGUGUCAACACCACAUGCUGGAGAAGAGAUGACAUUCAGCUGAUGAAUGCAACUCUGGAUGUCUACAAGCGCAUCUUCUCCAGCAUUCUGCACGAGCACUCCAAUCACCACAGCAAGACCCAGAGUUCAGGUCUGCUGGACCACCUGUCUGAAGUAAAGAGAAGCAAUAUCUCCAAACAUCUGAGGAAACUGCAGCAAAAGAUGGAGGACCUGAAGAACCACCUUAACAGCCUGAAUUCCAAUAAAGACCGUGAACUCAGAAAACUUGAGGCGAUCAAGGUUGACGACCCCAUGGUGCAGAAAAAGGCGAUGGCUGAGUUCUUGGAGGUCUUCCAGACGGCUUCUGUGAUUGGCUCUUGUAGCCGUUGACCCCACCCACACUGCUUCUUGCAGAACGACAAUCAUCAUUCC
Molecule: messenger RNA, 591 nt
Organism: Cololabis saira (Pacific saury)
Lineage: Eukaryota; Metazoa; Chordata; Actinopteri; Beloniformes; Belonidae
Product: interferon gamma 1-like
Exons: 4
Coding region: 1-549 (182 amino acids)
Biological process (GO): immune response
Cellular component (GO): extracellular region
Molecular function (GO): type II interferon receptor binding
Source: RefSeq, a predicted model, not a curated record